AAGCAAGUCUUUUUUGCUGACAGUAGCCACAUGAUAAACACGACAUUGCAGGACCUCCUCGCGUAAAAAACAUGUGCGAAUAGGACUAAAGAUAAACUAGCAGCUGAACUAAAUUAGUAGGCUACUAUAUGAAAGAACGAACAAACGCCCCAACAAAAUCGGCGUGACGCACAGACCUGCAGUUUUUUAAAUGUCAUAAUAAAGCGCAUGAGAUAAAGAUUUCAAGAUUCCUUCAGAUUUCCCUUUAUUCGGUCGUCGAGCCUGGGUCCAUUCGCACAUACAAAAAGUAAUCUAUCGUUUUCUUUAGCUUAGUGCAGGGUCUGGCGUAUAUCAAUAAAACUGGUGUUUCAGUACACACGAGGAAGGUCCAUUUUCUUUAUUUUAGUGCAGACGUUUGGCUGGGAUCAGACUGGCAACAGUCACCCACAAAAGAGCUGGAGCAGCAGGCAGCAGGACCCUGGCCUGUGGCUGGUGUUUAUAAGUCGGAAGGUCUUGGUAAAUUGCCAUGUGGAGAGGCUAGCCCAGCUCUUUUUUUCAUUCAGCAUUCCGCGCCAAUCCUCCGUGACACGGGGAAAGUUUGCUGGUUGCUUAGCACCACAGCCCCUCUCCUCAGGCCUUCCAUACUGAGCGCAGUAGGCACACACAUCCGUGUUUUCUCUGCUCCGGACACAGUUCAGAUGAUUGGUGUGUAUUCCUGGAGGGCUCUCAGAAUAGCAACAUGUUUGCCCAGAGACCACGGGCAGCAGCUAAAAUGCAAGUUGAUAAGGCCAGAACACCACAGCUCAGUUGCCUUCAAUGCAAAUACCGCUUUGAUUGCUUUUGACUGACCUGCUCACAAGGACAUCAUAUUCAGCUUUUGAUUUGAAGUGCAAGAGGGGGGAGAUUCGUUUACAACUCUUUACAGAGGAAUAGUUGUCUUUGAUUCUAGUCGGGCAAACACGCGACGAAAGGAAGAAAAGAUAACUAUCCAGUGAAAUCUACUAUCCAGCUGAGGGCCAUGCUGAAUUACAUAUGAGAUGUCUUUCUCUACAAUGGGGAUGUUUCUCCUGUGUCUUAUCCUGGCUUUACACAGUAUGUGUUCCUAUUUCAUCAGUGUCUAACAUUAAACCACUGUUCCUAUGCAUCUCCAGCUCCUUUUCUGAGUCUGUGGCAGGCGUGGUGGGCGUGACGCUUUCAGAUGGCAGGCUCCUGGGCACUCCGUGGGCAGCGGCGCUGUGCUGUGACCUGGCGGAACAGGCACGCUCGCCCCGCUGCCACAUAAGCCCCCACAGCAGCUCUCUGGCAUCUCUCAAUCAUCUUCCCAGCAGAGGAGUUGUCUGUUUGAACAUCCUGUGCUGGGUUGAUGGGAACCUGGAAAAUGUCAUUUGUAAUCUAAAGCUUUACGUCGGACUGUCAGACACCAGCAGGCCCAUUGCAAUUAGCUUGCAGCGUUUGCCGUCACAGUUUGGUUCAGACAAUGUGACAGACAGUGGGGCACACAGCAAAUGUGAGGGACAAGAUGUCCGGACAUGUUCUGUUGCCCUCCAUUCAGUCAACAGCACGGUGUCUCUGAUGAUUUCCAUUUCCGAUGGUUCCAGCUCUGUGCAGUCACCAGUAAUGGACAUUGUCCCACUAAGUUUCUUGAAACCAGAUCCCCCAUUGAACCUGCAGUAUCACAUGACUAUAGAAGGGGAGCUGAGAUUGAGCUGGACCCAUGUUCUACCCAGCGCUGAACGCUUUGUCUACGACAUCCGCUACUCCUCCAGCUCCUUGCACUCCUGGAUGCGCAUGAGUGCAGAGGGUGCUCCUGGUGCCUCCCUUAAGGGGCUUAGUGUAGGGCUUAACUACACUGUCCAGGUGCGCUGCAAGACCCCAGGCAACCAAGGCGUGUGGAGUGACUGGAGCCGCCCCCUUUACGUCUACCUAAACGAAGUGAGUUAUAUCCCUGAAAGAUUAUUCACCAGCACGGGGUCCAACGUCACAAUUUACUGCAUUUUUAACAACCGAAGCCACAGUGCUAAAAAUGCAGUUUGGUGGCUGAGCUACCAGAAAGUUCCAGAGAGCCAGUACACCAUUAUCAGUGACCAUGUGAGCAGUGUCACUUUGCUGAACGUGAAACCACUGAAACAACGAGGAUAUGACAUCCUCCACUGCUGCCAACGAGAGGGAGAGAAGUCACUGUGCAGCUUCCCCUAUGCCCAGAUUUACGUUAAGGAUAUCAGCGUUGCCAUAUCCUGUGAAGUCGAUGGCGAUCUCACAGCCAUGACCUGCACCUGGAAUACCAGCCAAUGGGCUGAGGUCAGGUGUCUCUAUCAAAGGCAUAUGCUUCCCUGUGAAGAGGAGAUGGAAUUGCCUCCUGCUGUGGAGUGUCCUGUGUUGGGGGCAAAGAGUUGUAGACUUGAGCCCCUAUUCCUGACCUCUUGCUACAUAAUGUGGGUAGAAGGAAGGGAGCAGGAGGGCACGGUCAAGUCCCACCCUAUCUAUAUCCUGCCCAUGGACUUGGUGAAGCCCCAUCCUCCAUUUGAUCUGGGAGCCACCUUUCUGCCGGAUGCUCAUCUAAGUAUCUGGUGGAAGAGGCCUGAACUGCCUGUCUAUGAGCUCCAGUUUGAGGUCCGGUACUCAGUGGACAAAGAUGACACACUGCAAAAGGUAAUCAGGUCCGUGUCCAAUCAGUCAGCCGUGGUCCCGGUUGUGGAUCCGUGUGUGGUGUACACCAUUCAGGCACGCUGCAAGCGGCUUGCUGGACCUGGAUUCUGGAGUGAUUGGAGCAGCCCCUACUAUACCACCAUUAAUAAUAUCAAAGCACCUGAACAGGGACCUGAUUUCUGGAGAGUACUUCAGGAAUAUCCCAAACUGAAUCAGACACAUGUCACUCUUCUCUUCACGCUUUCGCAGAGCGAGGGCCCCUUCUGUUGCGUGGAGGGACUUACAGUUAAGCACCAGACCUCCAGGGGCUCUGUUUGGUCGGAGAAUUUAGGCCGUGUCUCCACCUACUCCUUUUCCUGGACUGAAGAUGUCCACACUGUCACUGUCCUGGCCCACAAUGCCCUUGGAUCUUCAACCAAGAACAGCAACAUGACACUGACCAGACACACCAAAUCGCAAUCCGUCCACUCGUUUAGCUCAAUGAUGGUAAACAGCAGCUGUGUGGCACUCUCCUGGACCCUGUUCCCAAACAGCUCUGCUCCGUCCUCAUUUGUAAUCCAGUGGAGCGGCCAAAGCAGGAGCAGGCAGCAGGACAAGCAGGGGGGGAGAGUGAAGUGGGUGCGGGUUCCCCCCAACAACCGUGCCUUUCACCUACAUGAAACCUUCUUUGCCUCAGAGGAAUACCAGUUUAUUUUGUAUCCAAUAUUUGAGAAUACUGAAGGAGAGCCCAUCUACGCCAAAGAAGACAGGGGGCGCCCCAGGGGAGACCAUGCGGCCUACAUGCUCCUGCUGAUUAUCACCUUCCUGUCAGUGGUCUUGUUUGUGACACUCGCCGUCUCCCAGAAUCAAAUGAGGAAGCUGGUGUGGAAAGAUGUUCCCAACCCCAACAACUGCUCCUGGGCCCAGGGGGUGGAUUUUAGGAAGGCAGAGACCAUCGAAAGCCUUUUCCGACACCCUGAGCGACUGAUAUCCUGCCCUCUGCUCCUGGAGUCGGAGACUAUAUCUGAGGCUGUAAUUGUGGAAAAGACAAGCCCUGCGGUCCAAAACAAUGAGAGGGAUCAAGUCUUGGGCAAAGCCGGACAGGGGGAGACGGCCUCCUCUCUGCCCCCCUGUGGAAACACUGAGGAGCCCCCGGUCCAGGAGACAUCCCUUUCCCCCGGUUCCCCGGAUGACUCAGCCCAGUCCAGAAUCAGCUACGCCAUGGUUCUGUUCCCAGGGACACCUGGCCUCCUGUACAAGCAGCAGGAGAGCCUGAGCAGCUCCUCUGAUGAGGGAAACUUCUCCGCCAACAACUCUGAUAUCUCUGGCUCCUUUCCUGGGGGCUUGUGGGAGCUGGAGAAUCCCCCGUCCAAUGACUCCGAUCCCCGACACUCCUGCUGCUACAACUCUGCUGAGGAGUUCUCUGAAACUUCAGAUCAGGAGGACGAAGUCUUGGAUGGAACAGGUGCAGGAAAAGAACUCUACUACCUGGGCAUGACCUCGCAAAGUGAAGAAGAAGAAGAAGAUGAAAAGCAAGGUGAGGAUGAAGAGGAGGAGGAGGAGGAGGAGGUAGGGGCGAGGUACCCAGGAGAGGAUGCUCAAGAGCUCCCUCUGGAGUCCAGCCCCCUGCUUGGUCGUUGGGAUCCCAGAUUGGACCGGACUGACGCGGCAGCUAAGGGCCCUCCACUGUACGUGCCACAGUUCCGAACUGCGUCCAGGAAGUCCCAGCAGGCCAAAGCAAAGGAGCGGAGUGGAGUGGAGUCCCUCCAGGUCUGAAAGGUUCUGAACUGGGUCCGGGGUGCUGAGCUGGUCUUACUGUGGCUACAGAGGCCACAUGUCGGAUCUCCAUUCUGAACUGUGUCUCACUGUCUGACUGAAGGGCUGCACAAGCCUGUCAUUGUGCAUCUUUCAGAUAAAGGAAUGUAGCCCAUGUGUGUUAAGAGGAAUUCUGACACCCAUAUGGCACUUUAUGCUGUGUUGAAAGGUAAGCAAAGCUUAAACAGGGGUGUGGGUAAGUGCUUUUAGUAGACUGAUCUGUAAAAGACAAGCAGAUGUUGGGUAAUGUUACAAAGGGUGAUUUCUGCCGCAGUCCGCACACUCCUGUUGAUUAAUGAGACAUGAUGCUCAUUGUUACCAGGACACAGAUCGUAUUGGAAGCGUGCUUUAAAAUAAUUUGCAUGGAGAAAAAUGCUUAAAAAAAAUGUCUGUUUUUUCUUUUUCAAAUGUCCUAUAUUUGCAAAUUUGGUUUCUUCAAACAGUGCGCCAUUUAUUUUCUGUGUGCUAUUUUGUAUUGAAAUCAGUUGAUCAAUGUGAAAUAGAAAUAGCGAGGACAGAUUUAAAAUGGAUUUAAUGACUAAAGAGGUUUGCACUGGUUUGUCUAUGGUGAAUACUUUGUGAGAGUGUACAUAAAGAUGAUCAUAUAUUUUUGUGGGUAAAAUAAAGUAUUUAUUGCCAGUUU
Molecule: messenger RNA, 5062 nt
Organism: Anguilla rostrata (American eel)
Lineage: Eukaryota; Metazoa; Chordata; Actinopteri; Anguilliformes; Anguillidae
Gene: lepr
Product: leptin receptor
Exons: 22
Coding region: 1012-4380 (1122 amino acids)
Biological process (GO): cytokine-mediated signaling pathway
Cellular component (GO): membrane; external side of plasma membrane
Molecular function (GO): protein binding; cytokine receptor activity
Source: RefSeq, a predicted model, not a curated record